Messenger RNA from Pseudopodoces humilis (Tibetan ground-tit), 795 nucleotides. RefSeq names its product carbonic anhydrase 7 (gene CA7). The record is from RefSeq and is a predicted model, not a curated record. Gene Ontology annotation, cellular component: cytoplasm. Lineage: Eukaryota; Metazoa; Chordata; Aves; Passeriformes; Paridae. Gene Ontology annotation, molecular function: carbonate dehydratase activity; zinc ion binding. Gene Ontology annotation, biological process: regulation of intracellular pH.
AUGACUGGCCACCACAGUUGGGGAUAUGGGCAGGCUGACGGCCCUUCUGAGUGGCACAAAGCUUACCCCAUUGCCCAGGGGAACCGCCAGUCCCCCAUUGACAUCGACUCUGCACGGGCAGUCUACGACCCCAGCCUGCAGCCACUUGUCAUCUCCUACGAGUCCUGCACCUCCCUCAGCAUCUCCAACACCGGCCACUCCGUCAUGGUGGAGUUUGAGGACACAGAUGACAGGACAGCAAUCAGUGGAGGGCCCUUUCAUAAUCCAUUCCGGCUAAAGCAGUUCCACUUCCACUGGGGGACCACACACAGCCAGGGAUCAGAGCACACCAUUGAUGGAAAACCUUUUCCCUGUGAGCUCCACUUAGUACAUUGGAAUGCCAGAAAAUAUGCAACAUUUGGAGAGGCAGCAGCAGCUCCAGAUGGCUUGGCAGUAGUUGGUGUUUUCUUGGAGAUUGGGAAAGAACAUGCCAGUAUGAACAGACUCACUGAUGCUUUGUACAUGGUAAAAUUUAAAGGAACAAAAGCUCAGUUUAGAGGCUUCAACCCUAAAUGUCUCCUGCCCUUGAGUCUAGAUUAUUGGACAUAUCUUGGUUCUCUGACAACCCCACCCCUUAAUGAGAGUGUAACAUGGAUAGUGCUGAAAGAACCCAUCAGAAUCUCUCUGAAACAGCUGGAGAAAUUCCGCAUGCUGCUCUUCACUGGUGAGGAGGACCAGAGGAUCCAAAUGGCCAACAACUUUCGCCCCCCUCAACCCCUGAAGGGGAGAAUUGUUCGAGCUUCCUUCAAGGCCUGA